AUGGAGAGGACGUCUGGGCCACCCGAGGGCAGUGGCAGAGAGUCAGGAAACAGGGUCCCCAGGAGCUUCCCCUGCUUCAAGCCGGACAAAUGGGGCGACCGCGACCCCCAGGAGACCCCUUCAACGUUCCGAGUUGUCUGUCCAAACGUGCGCUCGGGUUUCCCAAGGGCUUUGCGGACGGUCCCGGAUUCGAGGAGCCCCCGCCGGGCCGCUGAUACCCACCUGUGCCGGUGCCGCGAGGGCCGGGCUCGGCGUGCGCGGCCGAUUAUCACAGGUGUGCGUUUCGCGAGCUUCCCCCGACAGCUGCAGGACGACGCAGGCACCGGACCCGUCUCUCCAGUUCCAGAGACGGUCCAGCCCGAGUUUCCCUUUUGUCUGCGGCUCGCCCCGAGCUCACAGGAGCAAGGGCUGAGCCACCGUUCCCCACCGACACGCCCCGACCGACCCGCCGGCGGGCGCCCACUUACCCGGGCCGAGGGCGCCGCUCACGCUCGGGCUUUGUCUCCGGGGCGGUGCUCGCGCGGGGCGGCCAGACCGAGUGGCAUCGCCCCUCAAGCCCGGGGCCGGCUCCGCUCCGGGACUGCCGCACCUCGAUACAGACCCGCUAGCGGUGGAAACGCGCGCCCCGCGCCGCCCCUCCUCCGCCCGCGGGGUCUCCGCGCCGCGUCACCGGCCCCGCCCGCCCCGCGCCUCCCGGCCCGGGCGGGGGAAAGACCACGUGAGGCCGAGCCCCGGCCCCGCUGGAGCGUGCAGUCCUCGGACAGCAAGCACUCUGCUCGGCACCCCAGGCCGGGCUCCGGGCGCGCGGCCAGCCCCGGCCCCCGCAGAGCGCGGACCCCCGGCCCCGGCCUCCUCGCGUCCGCGUUUUGUCUCCCCCACUCCACGGCAGGGUCUCGCCGGGCGCCCGGGAGGGGCCGGGAAAUCCCGCCCGCCGCCGUCGACGUCACUGAUGCGUCACCGGGGCUCCCGCACCGGGGCUCCGCGCCCUCCGCGCGCCCCCCGGGCCCGCUGCCCGACCCCGCGCUCAGUUCCGCGCGCUCCCGGCUCGGCCCCGCGCCCCCCGUCUGGCCCGGCUCUCCACUCGGAGCGCGCGUCGCCCAGGGGCUGGGGGAAGGGAGAGAAGCCGAGGCGUUUCCUUCACUGGACAUCUGCUCGCUGAUGGUCCUCAGUCCUUGGCAGAUGGACGGCGUGGAGCACAUCUGA
This is a messenger RNA of Rangifer tarandus platyrhynchus (Svalbard reindeer), 1203 nucleotides long. Lineage: Eukaryota; Metazoa; Chordata; Mammalia; Artiodactyla; Cervidae. The record is from the annotation of a GenBank genome assembly.